Messenger RNA from Exophiala mesophila, 2251 nucleotides. RefSeq lists its product as uncharacterized. Lineage: Eukaryota; Fungi; Ascomycota; Eurotiomycetes; Chaetothyriales; Herpotrichiellaceae. Gene Ontology annotation, molecular function: hydrolase activity. The coding region runs from base 1 to 2076 and encodes 691 amino acids. The transcript is spliced from 7 exons. The record is from RefSeq and is a predicted model, not a curated record.
AUGCAUUGCCGUCAGUCUCUCCUGCUGUCUGCAAUUAGCAGUUGCUCCAUCCACUUUGUGAACAGUCAACAAUCUCCGGUCAAUCAAGUCUCUGCAUACACGGUUCCACCAGGUUUUCCAACAGAUCUCUUCUCUGCAUACUAUAUUCCUCCUUCGCCGACGCAGCAGCCUCAACCUAUUAUCUACGAUGCUGCUCUUAACUACACCUACCCACUAGAGUUGACCGAUCCAGCUUCAAUCCCUGAGGAAAAUGAAGACCCGAUCUUCUUUCCAGAGGCACUCUACCCGGUAUCUGAUGCAUCAGCUAUCAUCGCAAACGCUACGAAGCGAGUGACUGAAAUCAUUGCCGGGAGCGGGUCGAAUUGUUCGAAAUGCAUAUCAGCAUUGGAAGUCGGCCAAUACGUUGCUCAUCGGGUUCCAGAGUUACUCCCUGACCUCUUGGUUGAUCUUUGCAUCAGUAACAAGUUCAAAUCAAACGCCAGCUGCUUGGAGAGUUAUGCGGCCCAGAACUAUGGUGCGGUUUGGAGUCAAGUCCUUUCAUUUGCUAACGUUACCGGCUCCGACGGUCAAUAUAUUUGCAACUACCUGAGCAGCAAUUUUUGUCCUCGACCUUACACCAUAAGUUCGGACACCUCUGCAUAUUUCGGUCCAAAGCCCAAGUCCCUCACUGCUCCUAAGCCAAGUGGCAAUCGAGUCAAAGUCUUGCACAUGAGUGACAUGCAUAUUGACCCCAGGUACCAAGUAGGCUCAGAGGCAAACUGUACAGAUUCCAUGUGUUGUCGGCCGAAUGUCGAGAGUGCCUCGGGAGAUCUGAAUGUUGAAGCACCUCUGUACGGAGCCUUCAAAUGCGACAGUCCAUUCUUCCUUCUCACGGCUGCAUUAAGAUCCAUCUCUCCUCUCACAGGAACCACUCACGAUAACAAGUCCGAGAACGACCAGUUUGCCUUCGCCCUCUACACUGGUGACCUUGUCAGUCAUGAAGGCCAGAAUGAGCUUUCUAGGGACUAUGUCAUGUACUCUGAAUGGUCAAUCUACCACCUUCUCAAGUCUUAUAUACCAAGUGGUCCCAUCUUCGCCGCGCUAGGGAACCACGAUACUAACCCUGAUGGCAUCGACGCCCCACACAGCCUUCCUGGUAAUCUUGGUCAGCAACAAUCUUGGAACUUUGAGCACGUUUCAGCUCUUUGGCGACAGAACAAUUGGAUUUCCGAGACCGCAGCGAACCAAGCUCGAAUGCACUACGGCGCUUAUAGUAUCAAUCACCCCAAAUAUCCCAAACUGCGUGUGAUCACCCUCAACACAGACUUCUGGUACAGAAGCAAUCUUUUCAACUACAUAAACACCACAAACCCCGAUGUCAGCGGAAACUUGAUGUUCCUGGCCAGCGAGCUCCAAGACGCUGAAGAUAAAGGGGAAAGAGUAUGGGUGGUUGGCCAUGUCCUGACUGGCUGGGAUGGCAGCAACCCCCUUCCAAAUCCAACUGAUCUUUUCUAUCAAAUCAUUGAUCGCUAUUCUCCCCAUGUCAUCGCCGGUGUCUUCUUUGGUCAUACUCACGAAGACCAGUUCAUGAUCUAUUACGCCAACAAUGGUACGACACUCGAUGCUGCGAAUGCACAGACCGUGGGCUGGAUUGGGCCCAGUAUAACUCCUUUGACCAAUCUCAAUUCCGGAUACCGCAUGUAUGAGGUUGACACUGGAGAUUUCAGCAUCUACAACGCAUACACAUUUUAUGCCAAUGUCAGCACUUUUGGCUCGAUCAAUGCCACUGAGACAGGCCCGGUCUUCAAAUAUGAGUAUUCGGCAAGGGAUGCGUAUCCGAUUAACUGGCCUGUCGACGCACCCUUGAACGCCACCUUCUGGCAUCUCGUGACAGAGGCAAUGGCACUCAAUCAUACGCUUGUAUCAAGAUUCAAUACUUUCCAAGGUAAAACAAGCAUCAAGAGCCCAAAUUGCACGAGUGAUGCCUGUGCCGAGGCCAAGGUGUGCUAUAUGAGAAGUGCCAAUGUUGCUCUAGGACGACUUUGUCCACAAGGAUUCGCCUCUGUGCAGAGCAAAUAUACUGGGACAAACUUUUAGGAGCCCUGGCAAAGUCAUAGUGAUCCGACUUGAUGGGUGGAAGGAUCGCCUAUCCCCGUUUAACGAUUUAUGUCCUCUUAAGAGCCAAGCGAAGAAUGACUUUAGAUGGAAUUUUGCGAUCCAUUGUGAGAAGGUGACCUCGACCGCGAGAGAAAUCUUGUGAAGACACUCAAAC